AGGAAAGCCGAUCCAGUUGCAGUUCUUCCCCACACACCCCACCCCUUCCCAUCUCCGGCGAGAAGAUGGCGUCCGCGCUCUCCGUGCCGCUCCUCUCGGCGCUGCUCGGCGGGGCCGUCGCGCUCGUCUUCCUCGCCGGGUACCUGCGCCGCAAGCGCGCCGACAUCGCGCACCUGCCCCCCUCCGCCGCCGCCGCCGCGCCGGACCUGCCCAAGCAGGUCCGCCCCGCCGGCCAGAACAAGAAGGGCGGAGGGCACGCCCGCGUCCACCACCACCACACCCCCGCCGCCGACAAGGAGGCGGCCAAGAAGCACCACCACCUCGACGUCAACACCCUGAGGGGCCACACCGACUGCGUCACCGCGCUCGACUUCUCCACCGACGCCUGCAACCUAGCCACCGUAUGCGCGGAUGGGGUUGUGAGAGUAUUCAGGAUCGACGAUGCAUCAAGCAAGAGCUUUAAGAUUCUCAAGAUAAACUUGCCUGCUGGGGCACAUCCCACUGCCAUCGCUUACUCAGAAGGGUCAUCAUCCGUUGUUGUGGCAGCACAGGCGCUGUUAGGCUCGUCGCUCUACAUGUAUGCGGAUGUUGGUGCUCCUCCAACUGGGGGAAACAAACAGCAGGGCAAGCUUUCUCCUCCUGAGAUCAAGUGGGACCACAAAAAGAUUCACGGCAAGGAGUCGGUGCUGAACCUUGCGGCAGCUCGUGCGACUCAUGGGACUGGUGAUGGGAGCACAAUAGUGAUUUCUUGCUCUGAAGCAACUGAUAUCAAAAUAUGGCAUGGAAAGAGUGGCAAAGAGUUGGGAACAGUUGACACUAAUCAGUUGAAAAACAAUAUGGCUGACAUAUCCCCAAAUGGUCGCUUCAUUGCUGCUGCAGCUUUCACUGCUGAUGUCAAGGUGUGGGAGAUUGUUUAUUCGAAGGAUAGUUCAGUGAAGGAGGUUAACAGGGUUAUGCAGCUCAAGGGUCACAAGAGUGCUGUUACUAGUUUGUGUUUCACUCCGAUUCUGAGAAGAUUAUUACUGCGUCGAAAGAUGGUACCAUCCGAGUAUGGAAUAUCAAUGUAAGGUAUCACCUUGAUGAGGAUCCCAAAACCUUGAGAGUUUUGCCAGUCCCUCUGCAUGAUUCAAAAGGCUCUACUUGCCUGUAUGAACACAUGGGCAUCUCCCCAGAUGGUAAAGUUCUGGCUGUAACAAGCGGAUCGACGUUGCAAUGGUUAUGUGCAGAAACUGGCGUGGUUUUGGAUACAGCCGAGAAGGCUCAUGAAGGUGCUAUUUCUGGCAUUGCGUGGGCUCCACGGACAAUUCCAAAUGGUGGUGCUCCUGCGUUCAUUCUGGGGAGUUGCGGG
Messenger RNA from Triticum urartu, 1348 nucleotides. RefSeq names its product Transducin/WD40 repeat-like superfamily protein. Lineage: Eukaryota; Viridiplantae; Streptophyta; Magnoliopsida; Poales; Poaceae. Gene Ontology annotation, molecular function: protein binding. The record is from RefSeq and is a predicted model, not a curated record.